AUGGGAACAGUCCUCACUACGGCGCAUCACAUGGUUUUAUCCUCAUUGGUCGUUUGCCCACAGACAAAUCGUAUCCUGGCUCUGUUCGUAAUUGCUGCGGUCUGUGUAUCAAUUCUGUCAUAUUUGCAACUCAAACCCGAACCGGAGGUAAUUGCGGUCUGGCUGAACCUGGACUAUGUGUUCGAGUUAGUGUUUGUCAUGAUGGUUGUUGCUGCCACUGUGGACACAGGCUUCUACGAUCUCGUGGCUUUCAAAAUUUACGAUUUAACAAAUGGCGCAAUUUUUGGCAUUACGUCUAUACUAUGCGUGUGCACAUUCGUAUUAGCUGUGAUUAUGGAUUGUGUGGUGGCUAUUAUGUUGGUAACGCCGCUUGCAAUAAGAACUAUGGAGCAUGGUAAGAUGAACCCGAUGCCUGUGUUAAUGUCUAUGAUCCUGUAUUGCAACAUGGCUGCCGUGCUGGAUGCAGACUACAAUUACGUGAACCACAACAUUAUAAAGGGACGCGAUCGCUGGCAAGCUACGGACACCGCGUUUGAAGACACCAAAAUUCACCAGAAGACAAUGCCAGGAGUCGUUGUGGCGGCCGCCGCCACCACCCUAUAUAUCCUCUUCGUGUUCAAGAAGUUGAGGCCAUAUGCGUACAAUUCCCCAGAAGUUACAAUGCUGAUGCAUCGGCAGACACUCCUACGCAUGGCUGCUUCCAGCGUAAAUAGGAAUAGCAAGAGCUGGGAAGCUAUCAGGAAUCAGCUGGUGGAGUGGCACCACGAGGUGGACCAGGAGAGGCUGCGCAGGCUGGCUGAUGAUGGACCUGCACCAAUUAACAAACGCUUCAACAAGAUUUCGGAUAUGACUCUACUCUUGAAGAUCGGCCUGGUCCUCGGUAUAUUCUGCGCGUUAUUCCUUCUAAGAAGAUAUCGCUUAUUGGGGUUAGGUACGGUGUCAAUUAGUAUGCUUGUCGCGGUCUGUACGGGGUACUUGUUACUCCUCCUGAAUCCCCACGACCUGAACAGCUUGCUCAGGAGGUGCCAGUGGACCACAAUCAUGGCUAUCCUGUGCAUAUUCUUCAUAGAACGGUCCUUUGAGACAAUGCGCUUGAAUAAGAGAUUAUUUCAAUUUCUCUUGGGGUUGGUCCCUGACGACAAGACGUCUGCCCCCUUCUACGUCGUGAGGUACUUGCAAUGGGUAAGUUGA
Molecule: messenger RNA, 1191 nt
Organism: Pectinophora gossypiella (pink bollworm)
Lineage: Eukaryota; Metazoa; Arthropoda; Insecta; Lepidoptera; Gelechiidae
Product: P protein-like
Exons: 8
Coding region: 1-1191 (396 amino acids)
Biological process (GO): transmembrane transport
Cellular component (GO): membrane
Source: RefSeq, a predicted model, not a curated record